Molecule: messenger RNA, 915 nt
Organism: Mucor mucedo
Lineage: Eukaryota; Fungi; Mucoromycota; Mucoromycetes; Mucorales; Mucoraceae
Exons: 3
Coding region: 1-915 (304 amino acids)
Source: RefSeq, a predicted model, not a curated record
AUGGAAUGUUUGGAUGAAGCAGAGAUUACUUUGCCAGCAAAAGAUCAAUCAACAGUAUUGCCUGUUGAAGGAAGACCAAUGGCAACACCAAGAAAAAGAGUCAUACUUGAGGAGACAAGUGCCAGUGGUUCUGGUAAGAAACGAAAAACAUACAGAACGAAUCCCUAUAUCGAUGAUGAGGCAGAAUGUUCUGAUGACGAUCAUAAAGACAAUGAUCAUCAUCAGGAAAAUAAUAUUUCUAAGGCCAAAGACAAUAAUAAAACCAAUGAUAAUUCGGAGCACAACAAGAAUGAUAAGGUAGAUGUAGAGCAGUUGAAACAAACUGCGAAAUCACUUCUUCCGGACUUGGAGAAAGUUCAAGAGAAAUUAGAAGGAUUGGCUGAGGAUGUCAGAUUGAAGAGGAUCGAUGUUCCAAUUGCACCUCAAUUACUUGAUGAUACUAAUAAAGAAGCGGUGACGAAGUAUAUUGUUGAUAUCCAUCGAUAUCAUGAUAGCGGGGAACGAUAUAGAAAUCUGGGAUUAUUAAUCCAAUACGCUGGUGCAUUCCGUUUGUUUUGCCUCUGUGAGACAAUCAAGAAAGAUUACCCAGGCUUUCAUGCUACAGUUGUAGAUUUUUUAAAAAAAUGCAAUUAUAAAUAUUCCAAGAUCGACACCCUGAAAGCAGCCGGUAGAAAAUUCAACUUGCUGUUACAGCAUUUCAAUCAGGGCGCAGCAGUAAUUUUUACAUUGUAUUCGACAAAUCAGAUGCGAAGAUUCAAUGAUAGAGACAUUCAUGCUAUCAUUGGUUAUAUUAAGAAAAACAAGGAUUUGACGGAGAAGUUACGUGCUUUGAAAAUUGAUGACAGCACGCUUAAGAAUAUCGGCGAAUUAGCCUAUGUAGAUUUUAAACCAAUAAAAAAUAAGCUAAAAAUAUAA